Halichondria panicea is the source of this 3196-nucleotide messenger RNA. RefSeq lists its product as uncharacterized. NCBI's taxonomy places the organism in Eukaryota, Metazoa, Porifera, Demospongiae, Suberitida, Halichondriidae. Gene Ontology annotation, molecular function: protein binding. The transcript has 19 exons. The coding region runs from base 89 to 2980 and encodes 963 amino acids. Gene Ontology annotation, cellular component: cytoplasm. The record is from RefSeq and is a predicted model, not a curated record. Gene Ontology annotation, biological process: signal transduction; innate immune response.
UCAUGUCAUAAGCCAAGCAAAUUUGUACCUACAGUAGUAGUUAUUUUUAACAUGUAAACAAAACUUUCUAGCCACGCUUAGAUGAGAAAUGGCUAGUCAGUUCUUUAAUGCAGCCAGAGUGGGCGACAAGAAAGCUUUGAAGAGAUUCAUCAAGCAAAGCCAAGGGUUUGACAUAAACUCUCAUUACAGCAGAAACAAGGACACUGCUCUGAUAAUAGCUGCCAGAGAGGGUCACAAAGAUGUCAUGAAGGAGCUGAUAGCAUCUGGAGCAGAAAUUGACAGAUGCAAUUGCAUUGGACGCACUGCAUUGAUGGUUGCUAGUCACAAGGGCAAAGCCAAUGCUGUUAAAUUACUGCUAUCGAGUGGUGCAAAGCUUGGCCUAUGUGACCAGAAGAGGGAUACAGCGCUAAUUCUUGCAGUGAGAGAAGGUCGGUUGACAGUGAUAAAGGAGAUUCUAGCAGCAAAGUCCAAAGUCGAUGUGAACCAAAUCAAUAGUGAAGGACAGACUGCUCUGAUGGUGGCAAGCACAACCGGUCGAAAAGACAUUGUUCAAAAGUUACUGUCACAUGGAGCAACUGUGAAUAUGCAAGACAAUGGUGGAAAUACAGCUCUCAUCAUAGCUUCUGUAGCUGGAUACCCAAUGGCUGUGGCAGAUCUGAUCAGUUCAGGUGCUCUUGUUGAUCAGGCAAACUAUAAAGGGAACACUGCAUUGAUAAUAGCCGCCAGAAAUGGAUCAGUAGCAAUUGUACUGACACUCCUAUCAUCUUCUGCGUCAGUGGAUAAUGUGAAUCAUCUUGGACUUUCUGCACUAAUGGAAGCUGCUAUCAUUGGUAAUGUGGAGGUAAUCAGAGAAUUAGUCUCGUGGGGAGCGAGUCUGGAGCUCGUGGACAAGGAGGGGAACAGUGCCUUGUUAAUUGCAUCUGUCCAGGGCCAUAUCGUUGUUGCCAGAUUCCUGUUGUCUAUUGGAGCUAAUCUUGACCACACAAAUAAUGAAGGAUACACGGCUCACUCUUUGGCACUGAGAGUUGGCCAUACUCUUCUAGCGUGGGAGCUCAUGAAAGCGUGUGAAAAUCGUCCAAGUAAUGCCUCUCCAGUUUCAGUGCCACCGCCUCCAAAAGUCAGCAAUAACUAUCCAUUGAUGAAGAGUUCCUCAUAUCCUCGUGUGACUUUUUAUGAUGAAGCUCUGAAGACAGACUUCACUUCUGAAGGUGGUCAUACUGAUUUUACUAAUGGUAUUGAGGUUACUGUCCCUCCAAACACUGUGGCACCUGGAGCUACUGUGAGUGUCAAAGUGAGGCCCAGCUUUGCACAGAAUGAUGUGUUUAAAUUACCUCGCGGAAUGCAAUCAGCCAGUCCGUCUUAUCUUGUCGAAACUAAUCAUUCUGGUGAAGUGGCUCUGAUAAUGGACCAUCAUGCGAGUGUGAAGACACAAGAAGAAGCUGAUAGUCUUUGCUUCCUCAAGGCACUUUCAGCACCAGACAUGAUGGGGAAGUAUUGUUUUGAGGAAGUACAUCGAGAGUCAAAGUCAGAGUUCACUGCAGGAGGCAACGAAGGACGACUCACUACUAACGCUUCGUCUGGUUUCUUCAAGAUAGGGCGGAAACUGAAAAGAUUUUUUAGCAAACCAACUCCUUCGAUCUCUAAUCCAUCAUCCCCAGUUAGCCCCCACCCCCCAACUGCUAACAAGUACUCUGUCAGGAUUUACCGCUCUCCCGCCCUCUCUCUCUACGACAGAAUGGUAUUGGUUGUUGUCAGUCUCUACGGCAGGCUCUAUACAAAGUUUCUUGAGCACUUUGACCGGGAGGUGAUACCCCACCAGUAUCCUCAGGUAUCCCCCCACCCCAUAGACCAUACAGUGUGGGACUCCCUGUGUCUAAAGGAGCAGUGUGUCAGACUGGAGGUGGGCGAGAUACCAGGGUGGGAGGUCAACACCGACAAGGAAACGAUCGCAAAGCGUGAAGUAGACAUCCCUGACACUGACAAUUUCAGACCAGAAGAACUGCACAACUACCCACCCAAAAUUGUUUGCUCGUUUUACCCAGCCAUACCACCCAUAAAGAGUUCUCGAUGCUCGAUGUCUUGUUUUGGCUUUGAUGUUGAGGUGAAAGUCAACAUCACACUGCAUCCACCUAUUAAACACGUUGACCCCUCCUCUCUGCAGGAUACCACCAGUCAACUCAGAAGGAUUGCCUGUCAGGUUCAUAGUAAACAGCUGGGUGUGUCAGUACACACAUUUGCUUCUCUUAUGGAGUCGUUGACCAGUGCCAUAAGCACGUCAUUCUCACUAGAAGUUCUCAGUCGUCAUACAGAGGCCAUCAACAGAGAAGUGCAGGAGGUGCUGAGAGUGUCCCAGGAGAUGGUUGCUAGGUGCAGUAUUGAGACCAUACGAUGCAAUAUGGAGGACAGUCUGGCCAAAAUGGAUGCUUUGUCUCACCAACUCUGUCAGGUGGCUAAAGCUAAACUCAAACACUGUCAAAAUCAAUAUGAGCAGUCUCGUGCUUUGGAGGACCUGAUUGAAAGUGGAACCACAUUAAUGAAAGAGUUCAUUGGUCUCCUUAUAAGCAUCCAUGCCCUCAAUGAAGUUCAAAGUCCAAUAAAACCGACGCAGUGUCCUAGUGUGAACGGGAUAGCAAAGACGGUGGGAGUUCAUCCUAACCAGCUGAACCAACCCUGUUCCAGUGCUCAUCUCAUUGACAUCUCACGGCUGAUUCCCGAUUGGUUAAGCUUCUCUAUUGCACUGGGACUCACUGAGCAAGAGAGAAACAGCAUCAAGACUAAUGUUGAAUUAAUGAACUAUGGAAUGAAAGCUUAUAAAAUGUUGGAAGUGUGGCUAAAUAAGGAAGCUUACAGUGCUUGUGGUAGUUACAGGAGACUUGCUGAAGCAGCUUUAGGACAGACCACACCUGACAUCAAACUAGCAGCUGAUAUAUGCAAACUUGCCCCUACCAUACUCAAUCAAGUUCCCAUUUCGUCACUUUAAGUAUUACAGUGGCAUCAUUGUGACAGUGACAUUGCCUAUUUUUUGUUAGUUUUUCAAAUAAUUGAAGUUAGGCCAUAAUGUUGUGUAUUAUUUAUCUUUUUAUCUCAAAACAAUUACAGCCCAUAAUUAUUGACAUCACCCAGUAACAAGCUAAUAACAUGGUCACAUGAAUCUUUUUAUCAUCCUCUAUAAUUAUCUUGUUUAAUGAUACCUUAA